This is a messenger RNA of Verruconis gallopava, 3309 nucleotides long. RefSeq lists its product as uncharacterized. Lineage: Eukaryota; Fungi; Ascomycota; Dothideomycetes; Venturiales; Sympoventuriaceae. The record is from RefSeq and is a predicted model, not a curated record. The coding region runs from base 541 to 3192 and encodes 883 amino acids. The transcript is spliced from 2 exons.
CACGCUACCAUUGGCGCGCCAUGGCCCAGUCGCCAGCCCGAGGAAGGCGUAGAUCAUUGGAUCGUCUUCCUGAAGAACAUUGUUGCGCUUCAUCCGAGAGUGCCGGCCUCGUUCUCCAUACGAAGGUGCCGACUAGAGCGUUUUGUAUGAUCGCCGGUAAGGGUGCCCGGCUACAACGUAAUCGCAGCACAUGAAAAAUAAAGGUGCUGAGCCGAGUACAACUUCGAUCUGGAGCCCGCGUGACAAUUUGAUCUACACAGCAUUCAUAAGUUCUCAGCACCUUCCACCUGCCGACACAAAAGCCACGGACGGGUACCUGAUGUGGGAGGCGGCUCUUUGAUUAUCCCACUUUAAUUAAUUUGUCUUUGCAGCAGGUUCGUAGGAGGGAACGUCCAAAAGUCGGCACUCGCCUGCCUGAAACCCGUUCGCGAUCGUCUCGGCAAUCUUCCUGGUUUGAGCAUCUGAUCCUUGGAUGCGCUGCGCUCUUCAAUGCGCUUCCACUCAACCACUUAGCUAGACGAUGACGGUGGACUUGUGUUCAUGGAAGAUUUAGUCUUGAACAAUAUCAUGCUGCGCUUCAAGACGAAAAAGCAUGGAGAGAAGCCACGACUCGAAUCGGAUCGAUUUUCGAUUCGCACCAAGCCGAGUGCAGUCAUAGAGAGGUCGGAAAACGUCGAAGAAGAGCCAAAGUCGCCGAUCAGACCCGCAUCUCCAGUGUCAGAAGCUGUGGGUGUGAGAGAAGAGGCCUUGUCCGCGACUGAGUCAUCCGACGACCUGUACGGACUCACCCCAGUACAGUCGAAACACAACAUUCUCGAGCUCGAUCGUCACCAAGAUGCACUUGUCGAAGCGAAAAAGUCCAUGGCUACGGUCAGGAAGUUGGCCUUCCGCCUGGGCUCGAAAAUCGUCGCUAAGGAUUUGAAAGUGGCCACCAACGGGAACGUACUUCGAAAGAAUCGCCCGUCUACCAUUAGCUUGCAAAACGGAGUUCAUCGCGCGAAUAACGCGCAUGAGCAGAGCGACGGCUUUUCACUGUCGAACGAGCAAACCAACGGCCUCCCAGCUGUACCUCAGGAAAUCGAGGACGCUCCGCCACCGCACUCAGUGCCGCCUGUGCAAACGUCGGAAGUCUCUCGAGUAUCACGACCGUCAACUCCACUUGGUAUGAGUGCAGAUCACAACCUGGCCAGGCUUCUACCACCAAUUGAAGCGAGCAACGACCUAGCCCACAGCAUCGACGAAAAGCUAUCGUCCAUUCAGAAGACACGCUCGUCACUGAAGGAGGAGCUGGACGCCACCCAGAAGAAACUUGCACAACUUUUCGAAUCCCAGGCUUUGCUCCGCGAGCGCUACAACGCCGAGAAGGACAAGUCCUCGAAACUCGACGCGGAGCAUCAACUUACUCACACCAGAAUACAUUCCCUGGAGCAAUCCACUCGAGAAAUGAAUGAUGAACUGCGACGCUUGUAUGAGUACGUGGCUAGUCUGGAGAAAGCGAAUCAUGAGCUGAGGGUCUCCUCGGCUCGGGCGAUUGAAACAUCUCCGCAAAACGCUCGUGAUGACCUUAAUUCGGCACCGAGCACGCGACCUGUUUCAUCAAUAUCCCCAUCAAUGUCUGUGGUCCAGCCCCUCAGGAUGCGCCCACCGCCAAUACCAAAGAAAGCAGACCGCAGGAGUCUUCGACAGAAUGAAGACUCCUCGCCAAUGAGCAGAACCAACUCAAGGGAUCCGGACUCUGCCGUGGGAGACAAAAGCUUUUGGCGAGUGGGCGACAUCACGACAAUUGCGGCGGCAGAUAAUGGUCCAUCGCGACCCUUAGCACUUCAUCGGAGGUCAGUAUCCAUGUCCGACGACAUCUUACGCAAGGCCAAAGACGGCAUGAAAGUCGUCACCAGCCGUCCAGCGCGAUCGAAUUCUGUUCGUGGAUCUCAAGAUGGCACGCAGAAGGCGCCCACUUCUUUUGUUGCCGCCCAGAAUCUUCCCCUAUCGCCGUCUGCACCUAAGCCGGCGCAGGAUGAACAGCCUCCACACGCACCUUAUGUGCCUGAGCCCACGUACAGUCCACCAACUCCAUACAACUCGCAGAUACCAUACUCUCAGCAGUUUCCGUACGGCCAGCCAGGCAUGUAUCCUCCCCAGAACAUGUAUCCCCAUCAAAACAUGUAUCCUCAGCACCCGUCUUACCACCCGCAAAAUUCGUAUCCUCCCCAGCUACCUUACCCUCCACAGAGCCCAUACCCACAGCACAACCCGUACCAUCCUCCAAGUGUGUACCCACGUCAAGGCCCAUUUGUGGCUCAGAAUGGGUACCACGAGCAGGCUCAAUUCACUCCCCAGGCCACAUUCACACCUUUUUCUGCAUUCGAGACGUCUGCUCUUGGAUCUAGCAGCGAGCAGCUGGCACCAGUUCCGCCGCGAACGCAUCCUCAGAGCGCGACAAGCUACGGCACGGUCAAUAGCAACAUGCCACGGGCGUCGGGACUCAACGGAAGCAGCAGCUAUGGACGAGCCUCGUACGAAACGGACGACACAUUCCAGCAGAGAUGGAGCGGAAAGGCGAAAGAUGUCAACGGUUUCGCAGGCUCAAGACCACCUCCUCCCAGUUGGCCACCGUACGAAGAAGCUGAACCGGUUGUUAUGAACUCGCCGGCAACAGUCAAGGGCAAGUCAAUUCCCGGCCCAGCGAAGCAGAAUCCUUCGACAAUAUCCAGUCUCUACUCUGGAGAACAAGCCCCACGUGCGGAGGAGACAUGGCGCAAUCGGUCCGGACCGCCUUCGGAGAUAGCGGCAACGGCGACGUCGUCCGGCUCAGGCUCAAGACGGCGAAAGUUGAAGUUGAAGUCAUCUCUCGAACUGCUCCCCAAUUGUCAGAAGAAGGAAGUCACGCUGGAAGCGAGCAGACAGGCCGCCAUGGUCGGAAAGCCCGUCAGCCCGACUUCGAACUUCAUCCAGAGCAGGGGCUUCGCUCUGUAUCGCUUCGUGAAUCCCAAGCCGGCCGGGAACGACAUGCUGUCUUACGAGCUGGAACGCUUGAGACCAAGCAUCUCCACGUCGAAGGUCAUGAUCAGCGAGCCGACCACUCUCCGGGUGACCUUUCCGCGAAGCAUGAAGGGAAUCGAAGGAACUGUCGGUAUGUACGACUCUGUCUCAGAGAUGUGGCUGAAUCCGCAUGCUCUCAAGAAGCGAAAGUAAGCAGCAAGCACGUGCCGAAACGAUUGCUUGAACACUGGGGUCAUAUUUUUUGGUGUUGCACGUGGGCAAUCAACUUAAUUCCAGCAGAAUCGGCUCGAUUUCCAAAAAAAAAAAAUU